CACAUUUCAGUACGUCUUGGACACAAUCGACCAGUGGAAGAAUCUAUUUUCGCCAUUUACUUUGCGUGUUUGUGCAUCUUUUGUUGUGUUUAUGUUUGUGAUGUAAUUUAACUUUGCGAUGGAGGUUAAAAUAGAGCCAAGCGUGUUUGAUAUAAAUAAGAUAUGUAGGGCUUGUCUCUCGGAAAAAGGCGAAAUGAGGUCUGUGUUCUUGGCCGAUGAAUCCACCGGACAUGCUAUGAUGCUCGCAGAAAUGAUCACGGGAAUCUCCUCCGUACAGAUUGACAGCGGGGAUGGGUUGCCGUCGCUGGUGUGCCUCCAGUGCGUGCACCAGCUCGCCCGGGCCUACUCCUUCAAGCAGCUUUGCGAGCAGUCCGACACGAACCUGCGCCAGUAUUUGGGGCUGCCCCCGAGCAUGAAACAGAAGAAGGAGGAGGAGACAAGCCACGCGACCGAUUUUGCAACAACUCUCCUCCUCGACAACUUCGGUUUGGAUUCAUCAUCGGGUGAUAGCGACGAUGAUGAUUACAAAAUCGACUACAAUCUACUCCAAACUACAUUACCGGACACAAACGACGAAAAGGUCAUUGCCCAAAGACAGCUCCUUAAAGCCGCAAAGUCCCAAAAAAGCAAACUGUCGAAGAAAUUGCUCGCGAAAGCCGGGGGAAAAGCAGCCGUUUUAGCCGCAAAAAAACUGAAACGUAACACCAACCAAUGCAACGUGUGUAAAAAGCAGUUCAUUAAUAUGAAAUCAUUUCGGAAGCACUUGCGGACGCACAUUGAAGACCGGCCUUACAAAUGCAAGCUGUGUCCCCGGGGAUUCACCGAGGAGAACUACCUAAACAACCACAUGCGUACUCACGUGCCUGAAGACCAGAAACCACACGAAUGCAAAGUUUGCAAGAAACGCUUCAUUCACACCACUCUCCUCACGAAACACAUGCUGAAACACAGUGGGGAGAAGCCCUUUGUGUGCAAAAUUUGCAACAAGGGAUGCUACGCCGAAAACAGUCUUCUCAAACACAUGAAAAUCCAUGAGAAGAAAGAGGGGGAUCCCGCGUUACUGAAACACAUUUGUGACUAUUGCAAGACUGAGUUUCCCGACGCGCAGAGUCUCUCAGUUCAUAUAAAACAGCACACGGGGGAUCGGCCUUUCGUGUGCAACAUCUGCGGCAAGUGCUUCCCCCAGAGGUUUAAUCUCGAGCUCCAUUUGCGGACGCAUACGGGGGAGCGGCCGUUUCAAUGCGAGGUUUGCAAAAACGGUUAUGUCUCGAAAGCGAGUUUGAAGAUUCACAUGCGGACGCAUACGAAUGAGCGGCCGUUUGUGUGCGAUUUUUGCGGAAAAGCGUUCAGACAGUCGGGGGAUUUGACGAGUCAUAAGCGACUCCAUGGGACCGAAAAACCGAUAGAAUGUCAAGUUUGCCAGAAAAGAUUCACGACUGUAAUGAAACUGAAGUACCAUAUGAGGAACCACACGGGGGAGCGACCGUAUGUGUGCACAGUUUGCGGUCGGGGAUUCACCGUAAACACGAUUUUAUUGCGACACAUGAGAGUGCAUUCAGGGGAGCGGCCCUACGUAUGCGUCACGUGUGGGAAAGCCUUCUCGCAAUCAAGUACUCUAAACACACACAUGAAGGUGCAUGCACCAUCUCCCAAGUUCAACAACCAAGAAUCGCAACAACGAAUCCCGAAAUUUCACACCACCAAUGAACAAAAGUUCCAAAACCAACAACAUCAGCCCCCACAACAAGCCCCUCCUGACCACAAUAACCGUUUAAUGCAAACGAUGCAACCGGAACCACAACGUAUGAUGCCACAAGACAACACUCGGAUGAUAUCCAGUGAUGGUUCAAGGAUUAUCACUGAUAAUUCUCAUCUUAUCAGUGAUAAAGGUUUGAUUAAUGAUGGGACGAGAUUGUUGGUUAAUAUGACGGAGCCGCCGCGGCUUCUAGUUCACGAUAAUUCGAGAUUUGUAACGAAUGAUAACAGAUUGUUGACAAAUGAUGGACGAUUGCUGACUAAUGUUAAUGAUAAUUCCAGGCUUUUGACUAAUGAUAAUGCCAGGCAUUUAGCCGUUAUCGAGAGUUCGAGGAUUUUAGCCGAUAAGUAUUUAGCUAGUUAUGAGCCAUAUCAUCGCGGACAUUUGUAAAGUGUCGUGGGGUUUAAUUAAUUAUUUCUAGUGUAUUUAUUGGUCGAAAAAAGAUUUAUUUUUGGUAUUUUUACGAUGUGUUACCUUUAUUAAUAUUUAUGUGUGUAUUUACUUGCCAAAAGUAAGAAACAAAAAUAUGGGCAAUCUCCUAGUUAUAAUUAAGUGUUUUAUUGUGUACAAUCCGUGCUUUUUAUUUUAUUAUAUUCACAUUCCCAAGCUAAAAUUAGACUUGUCGUCAGAGGCUUGUAAAUUAUUUAUUUUAUUUAGUUGAAAAAAAGAUAUAGUUUUGUGGGGCUCUUUCAAAGUCCUCUGAAGACAGAGUGUGUCUAUCAAAUCAAAUAGUAAUAAUUUGUAAUUUAAUUACAACAUUGGUUGUGAUGUUCAUUUGAAGUAAUUUGAUCACAGCGCUGUCCAUACGUGUGUAAGUAUUACCAUGUUAAUAACUUCUUAAACUGUAAGUAGUUUAAACCUAUGUAACAACAUAAUGUAAGUUUUUAACUUUAUUCAAAUACAUUUUUUUAUAUACAA
This is a messenger RNA of Tribolium madens (black flour beetle), 2674 nucleotides long. RefSeq names its product zinc finger protein 570-like. Gene Ontology annotation, biological process: regulation of transcription by RNA polymerase II. The coding region runs from base 119 to 2146 and encodes 675 amino acids. The transcript has 5 exons. Lineage: Eukaryota; Metazoa; Arthropoda; Insecta; Coleoptera; Tenebrionidae. The record is from RefSeq and is a predicted model, not a curated record. Gene Ontology annotation, cellular component: nucleus. Gene Ontology annotation, molecular function: RNA polymerase II cis-regulatory region sequence-specific DNA binding; DNA-binding transcription factor activity, RNA polymerase II-specific; zinc ion binding.